Molecule: messenger RNA, 855 nt
Organism: Penicillium pulvis
Lineage: Eukaryota; Fungi; Ascomycota; Eurotiomycetes; Eurotiales; Aspergillaceae
Product: RTA1 domain-containing protein
Exons: 4
Coding region: 1-855 (284 amino acids)
Cellular component (GO): membrane
Source: RefSeq, a predicted model, not a curated record
AUGACAGUACUAGUAAAGUAUAUUCAUCAAUAUGACUUUGUGCCCUCCGAGGGAGCUGCCAUUGCUUUCGCCAUUAUCUUCUUUAUUACCAUGGCUGCUCACGGAUUUCAACUAUUCCGCACCAAGACCUGGUUCUUCAUUCCAUUCCUAAUAGGACUUAUAUUUGAGUCCGCUGGUUAUAUAGCAAGAGCAUAUUCAUCUACCCAAUACCCCGACUAUAAAAUCGCGCCAAUGUUGAUUCAAUAUAUUCUCAUCCUGGUAGCCCCGGCCCUCUUGGCUGCCAGUAUCUACAUGGAAUUUGGUCGAAUAAUCCUUGUAACGAACGGCGAAAACUACACUAUCAUCCGACGAACAUGGCUCACCAAAAUAUUUGUUUGCGGAGAUAUUAUAUCUUUCGUGGUGCAGUUUGGAGGCGCCGGCAUGCUCGCCAACACAUCCACCGCCUCCUCUGGCCCAAAAAUCAUGGAGAUCGGCGUUGUGAUCCAAAUCCUUUUUUUCGGUCUCUUUCUGAUCACCAUCAUUAUCUUCCAUGUCCGGCUGGUAAAAAUGGGCUCUGCAACAUUAUAUACAGUGCCAUGGAAAAGGCAUGUCAUGGCCUCGUACGCUAGCGGUGCUUUGAUCUUUGUUCGGUCCGUUUUUCGCCUUGUUGAAUUUACUGAGUUUACCGGAAGCACGGAGGGGCCUAUUGCGAAGUAUGAGUGGAUGUCGUAUGUUUUUGAUGCUGUGAUGAUUUUGAUUACCAGUGUCAUCUUUAACUGGGUUCACCCCUCGGAGAUGAUCCCGUAUCUUCCGAGCGAGCGUGAUUCCACUGAUAUGGAGAUGUUGGCUGAAACAGAAGAGAAGGAUUGUAUUUAG